Molecule: messenger RNA, 2082 nt
Organism: Dinoponera quadriceps
Lineage: Eukaryota; Metazoa; Arthropoda; Insecta; Hymenoptera; Formicidae
Gene: betaggt-I
Product: geranylgeranyl transferase type-1 subunit beta
Exons: 3
Coding region: 325-1362 (345 amino acids)
Biological process (GO): protein geranylgeranylation
Cellular component (GO): CAAX-protein geranylgeranyltransferase complex
Molecular function (GO): CAAX-protein geranylgeranyltransferase activity
Source: RefSeq, a predicted model, not a curated record
CAUAUCGCCGCAGUUCAGCUGGUUCAAAUACGCAGAUGAGUCAUCGAGUAGAGUUAAGGAGGAAGCGGAGGUAAGAAGGAAUGGUACGCAGUAUCGCACAAUUACAAUUUUAGAUUUGCUUUUGGUAAAAAAAUGCGACCGAAUACAAAAGUGCGUAACGAACCGGUACGAUUUCGAGAACUCUGACGAGACGAGCAGGAAAGAAAGAAAGAAAGAGAGAGAAUACGACUGAUAAACAUUACAUACAUUACAAGUCUCUGUCAAUUUCACACAAGGCACUGCAAAGAUUCUCCAAGUAAAACUCACCGGGAAACGCACGUCGAUAUGGGAUCUAAGAGUAAAGCACCAUCAAUGACGCCAAAAUUAGCUACGAAGAUGCAUGUCAAGUACUUCCAGAGGUUACUGCAGAUCAUGCCCAGCGAUCUGGUAGAGUUUGACUCCACCAGACUGAUGAUCGUCUACUUCGCGUUUUCCGGCCUGGACCUGCUGAACUCGUUGAACGAGAUCAGUGAGGAGGCAAAGCUGCAAGCGAUCGACUGGAUUUAUGGUCUCCAGGUACAAGGAGCUGGUCCCAGAUCCGGGUUCCAAGCAUCCACGACCAUACCCAAAGAAGUCGCUGAGUACCAGUGUGGUCACUUAGCAAUGACCUACACUGGCUUGGUUACCUUGUUGAUCUUAGGUGACGAUUUGAGUCGAGUUGACCGAGAUUCCAUCAUCGAGGGGCUUCGUGCAUGCCAGAACCCCAAUGGAUCCUUCACAGGUAUGGUGAUGGGUUGCGAGAGUGAUAUGAGGUUCCUCUACUGUGCCUGCUGUGUCUCAAAGAUUCUAAACGAUUGGUCCGGUAUCGAUAUUCCAAGAGCCACUAACUAUAUCUUACAGAGUAUUUCAUUUGAUGGUGGUUUCGGGCAAGGGCCGGGUCUCGAGUCUCAUGGAGGAUCUACUUUUUGCGCCGUGGCAAGCCUAAUCUUGAUGGGCCAAAGGAAACUAUCGAGUGAACAGUUAGCUCGUUUGAGUCGUUGGUGCCUUAUGAGACAGGAUGGUGGCUUUCAAGGCAGGCCAGGCAAACCGCCCGAUACAUGUUAUAGCUUCUGGAUUGGUGCUACACUCCAUUUAUUCGGAAUAAGAGAUUUUUCAGACGCCGAGCAGAAUAAAGCUUUUAUCCUCAGUACUCAAGAUUCGUUGAUCGGAGGAUUCGCCAAAUUCGAGAACACCAGACCUGAUCCUUUGCACACAUAUUUGGGUCUCUGCGGUUUGAGUCUCCUAAAAUUUCCCGGAGUGCGUCCAAUAAAUCCCGAACUCAACAUGUCCGAACGGGCUUACGAGCAUUUAAAACAGAUUCACGAAAAGUGGCAGAGCGAGUGAUUCUGGUUCCUUUCAAGAAGUCGUGAUUCUCAUAUCAAACGCACAGAGACAAAUAUAUCAGACUCAACACUUUUUUGCAUUUGAUCGUAAACGUUCAUUUGUAUUUUAUCGCAUUCUCUGUGCUAGAAUCGUCAUUCUAAAGGUGUCAAUUAACACUGCUACGAUAAUUAUAUGGUAUACAUUAAUAGCGCUUCGUUUCACAUGAUUUGGAGCUGCUUGUUGAACCAUGUGCUUGUUACAGAGAUACACAUUCAUAUGUACAUAUAUAGAAAUAUGCAGAUAUUAAUAUAAUUAGGAAAAAAAUGUGGAUGCGCGCACGCAUUAUUCUAAAGCAAUGUUUCCCGAGCUACGUCUCGCAAUAAUGAGAAACGCAACGUUCUUUGUUUUUAUCUACAAAUAGUAUUUGGUUUUAUUUAUCAUUUAUUUAUUAUUGACUUAUUUUAUUAUUAAUUAUUUACUAAUUAUUUAAUAUAUUUAUCAAUUUCUUUCACACUGCCAAAAAAGAAAAAAAAAUAUAUAUAUAUAUGCAUUUACACACAUGUAGGGAAUAAGAUACCUCAAUAUAUGACAACGAAAAAUUUAAUAGAAUCGAUUCUUUUUAACAGAAGUGCAUGUUCUUUACAAGGUUUCUCUCGUGCGAUGAAAAGGUUUGGGAAGCAUUGCUUUAGAGGGAAAAAGAGAAAAGAUAUUAAUAAAAAUAACUUAGGCUACCGUUUGUAA